AUGAAGCCAACGACCGCCACGCUGCUCGCCAUCCGGCCCACGAGAUGUCUCUCGGCCCCGACAUCCAGGCGGUGCGCGUUCCGGAGUCGAUCAUUCGCAACUCAGGGCGGCCACAGAGCGAGCGACUCUCUUGGCUCUAAGCGCCGCGGCGUGACGCCAUUCAACGACGACGGCUACGUUCCGUGGAGCGAGCUUUCUGCCGGAGAAAAGACUGCCCGUGCGACACAACAGACAUUUAACUUUGGCCUCGUCCUAGUCGGUCUGGCACUCACCGGCGCAGUCGGAUACUUUCUGUGGACGGACGUCUUUGCACCGGACAGCAAAAUCAGCCAAUUCAACCGGGCUGUGGACAAGAUCAAGAAAGACGCACGAUGCAUCGAAGUGUUGGGCGAUGCCAAGAAGAUCAUUGCGCACGGGGAAGAGACCACGAACAAGUGGAGAAGGGCAAGACCAGUCGCGUCCUCGGAGCGCGUCGACCAACAAGGGAACGAGCAUCUUUUGAUGCACUUUCAUGUUGACGGUCCAAAGCAGAACGGCGUGGCACAGCUACACAUGGUGAGGCGACGCGGCGAACCCGACUACGAAUACAAGUCUCUGUUCCUUGACGUCAAGGGCCACGAACGCAUUUACCUCGAGAAUGUCCAUGUGCCGUCGAGCGGAGGGAAGAAGCAGCUGAGCCUGUUUGGAGUCAAGUGGUGA
Metarhizium album ARSEF 1941 is the source of this 699-nucleotide messenger RNA. Its product is annotated as import inner membrane translocase subunit tim-21. The transcript has 4 exons. The coding region runs from base 1 to 699 and encodes 232 amino acids. The record is from RefSeq and is a predicted model, not a curated record. Gene Ontology annotation, biological process: protein import into mitochondrial matrix. Gene Ontology annotation, cellular component: TIM23 mitochondrial import inner membrane translocase complex. Lineage: Eukaryota; Fungi; Ascomycota; Sordariomycetes; Hypocreales; Clavicipitaceae.